This is a messenger RNA of Rhizoctonia solani, 996 nucleotides long. RefSeq lists its product as uncharacterized. The record is from RefSeq and is a predicted model, not a curated record. The transcript has a single exon. Lineage: Eukaryota; Fungi; Basidiomycota; Agaricomycetes; Cantharellales; Ceratobasidiaceae. Bases 1 to 996 code for a protein of 331 amino acids.
AUGGACGAAUCUCAACUGGUGGCCAGUGAUCGCCUUAAGUUCUUUUGGGCUGGGUGUCAAGAAAUCAUAUACAAUACAGGGAGAUACGGCUUAGAACCUAUGGUAGACCCCACCAUUCUCGCAUCAAUUAAAACAUGGUGUGAUGACUACCUCAAGCACUCGGAGCCAUUAACAUUUGUGGAUGCUCGGGGAUUUGUCCAAGCAAUAAUACGGGUUUAUGACACUGUGUCAAUGCCACCCCUAAACGCCAUUGGAACCAACGUAGAGCAUCUACCUGAGGCCGCAUAUAUUAUUGUUGCACACGUUACCUGUCUAUCCGAACUGGCUGCUCACAGGUCAACUUGCGUGGGCCUUCUGGCUAGGUUCCGCUUCCCACAGCUGGGCAGUAAACUCUUGGAUUAUCUUAUUCAGAUUAGAGUAAUGGGCCGCUCGCUUAUAGCACAGCUGGGAUAUGACUUUGCUUAUGGGACAGCAAGACAAUCACGAAAUUUCUCUGCUUCCCAGCUUUGGCUCCUUCUUCACCUGGCUGAUCAUUCGGCCACAGAAAAUCAAAAGAAGCUAAGACUACUUCUUGAAAAGGAUUCUGGGCUUAAACUCGCGACAAAGGGAGUAGAACAAGUCAAGAAAGACCUAGAAUGGCGGCUCUUAAACUUCUACAAAGAGGAUCGUUUGGACACUUAUUCGGCUCGUAUUGUCGAAUGCAUUCAUCAGCUUCGCAGAUCUCAACCCGAUCAGACAAUGGCAACGCAUAUGGAGGGGAUAUUGCAGACUGUACCAAAGAGUUGUAGAGGUCUUGCACAGUUCACACACACAACAGCAUUAGAUAUAGCAGUCAUUACUCCCCUACCACCGUCAAGGCCUAUCUCCCGAUCAUCAACUUAUAGCAAACCUGAAGUUGUAUUGAGAUUUGUGGGAGAACCUAGCAGUAUUGGCCAUUCAUCGAUUGAUAUCACAUCUUAUCAACCUGGAUUUGAGGAUGAUUGGAGAAGUUUAUGA